Messenger RNA from Uranotaenia lowii, 1221 nucleotides. Its product is annotated as putative polypeptide N-acetylgalactosaminyltransferase 9. The record is from RefSeq and is a predicted model, not a curated record. Bases 1 to 1221 code for a protein of 406 amino acids. The transcript is spliced from 3 exons. NCBI's taxonomy places the organism in Eukaryota, Metazoa, Arthropoda, Insecta, Diptera, Culicidae. Gene Ontology annotation, cellular component: Golgi apparatus.
AUGAUAUCGCAUUUGAAGACCCAGUUGGAUGACUACUUCAUGGACUAUCCGAAGGUGAAGAUCGUUCGAGCGGAGGAGCGACUUGGGUUGAUGAGAGCUCGGUUACUCGGAGCCAAAACGGCCGUUGCCGAAGUGUUAACCUUCCUUGAUGCCCACGUGGAAUGUACCGAAGGAUGGCUAGAAGCUUUACUCGAUCCUGUGGCAAAAAACUGGACUACAAUAUCAAUCCCAACGGUUGAUUUCAUUGAUGAAAAGGAUAUGCGCCUGCGGUAUGAUAGUGCACCCAACUUCUAUGGAGCUUAUGAUUGGAAUCUGAACUUUGGUUGGUGGCUACGAUCGACCCGGAUCAACAAACCGGAAAAUGAGUUCGAGCCGUUUGAUUCACCGGCCAUGUCUGGCGGACUUUUCUCGAUCACUCGGAGAUUUUUCGAGCAUGUAGGUUGGUACGAUGAGGGUUUCGAGAUUUAUGGAAUCGAGAAUAUUGAACUUUCGAUGAAGAGUUGGAUGUGUGGAGGGAAGAUGGUAACGGUUCCUUGCUCAAGAGUUGGACACAUCGCCAAGGCUGGCCAUCCCUAUAUGAUGCAGGCGACUAGGGAUCACAUCAGAGCGAACUCUCUUCGAUUGGCGGAAGUGUGGAUGGAUGAAUACAAACAGGUGAUCUUCGACAUCUAUGGUGUCCCGAAAUAUCCCGUCGAUGAGGCUGGAGAAAUUGCAAUGAGGAAGGAAAUUCGCGAGAAGAGUAACUGCCAACCGUUCAAGUAUUACGUUAAGAAUGCUUUUCCGGAGAUGCUCAAUCCUGAGGUUAGAGGGGCUUUCCACGGAGAGAUGACAAACAAAGCCCUCGGGGCGAACAUGUGUCUCCACUACUCGAAGGAGGAAAACUUUAUCGGCAUGCGGGAAUGUGAUCAUCAACAGAAACAUCAGCACUGGACACACAACUACUACAGGGAGAUCAACAGCUGGCGAAACUGUUUGGACUACACUGGCACCGAUAGGACGGUAUAUGUGUUUGGAUGUCAUCGAGCCUACGGGAAUCAGGAAUGGGAGAAUGUCAACGCUUCGGGACAGUUCCGUAGUAAGAAGCAUAACAAGUGUUUGGGGCUUGAUUUGGGAGCCAACAAUUUACUGGUCGCCGAAGACUGUGAUGCUAGCAAAGAUUCGCAAAUCUGGCUGGUUGAACCGGUUCAGCUUGAUGUUUCGAUUUUUCUAAGAAAACAGUGA